AUGGACUUGGCCUGGCUGGAUGACGUACUGCCUACGCCGACCAGCUACGACUGCCCUAUCAUGGGCGACAUGCUCGGCUAUUGCGACGGCAUUGAGCUCUUCGACAGUGGCGAUACCUUUCUGUCCGAGUUGUCGAUGAAUAUGGACACGCCAGUCAACCCCUCACUGCCGCCAGCCCAUGCCAUUGCCAUCCCCCUGAACCCCCCUCCAUUCCACAUCGCGUUCGAUGCCCCCAUUCCGGCACUCUAUUCGAUUCAGUCCGCCAUAGAAAUCGACCUCACCGACGAAGAAAUGCGUUUCUUUCGAGACCUGCACAUGCCCCCACCCGUUCCCCCAUCGGCAUUUCAAUCUAGAAGUGCGUUGAAAAAGGUGUGUUCGGUCGACAAGUGCAGAAGACUCGCGCGGACCAAAGGCGUUUGCUCCAGGCACGGAGCACAGAAGAACGCCUGUCGAACAGCACCAUCUUCGGGGGGACUCUGUAUGAAUAGCCACACAGCCAUGGUCGGCCCAGUGCAACCGUAUGCAACACACCAGGGGGACCGGUGCAGCGCUGUGGGGUGUACAAAAGGUGUUGUUUCCAAUGGAUCUUGUCGCAAGCAUGGCGGCCUCUGUCGAGCGUGA
Messenger RNA from Aphanomyces astaci, 621 nucleotides. RefSeq lists its product as hypothetical. Lineage: Eukaryota; Oomycota; Saprolegniomycetes; Saprolegniales; Verrucalvaceae. The coding region runs from base 1 to 621 and encodes 206 amino acids. The transcript has a single exon. The record is from RefSeq and is a predicted model, not a curated record.